Amyelois transitella is the source of this 2828-nucleotide messenger RNA. RefSeq lists its product as uncharacterized. The coding region runs from base 1 to 1050 and encodes 349 amino acids. NCBI's taxonomy places the organism in Eukaryota, Metazoa, Arthropoda, Insecta, Lepidoptera, Pyralidae. The transcript is spliced from 4 exons. The record is from RefSeq and is a predicted model, not a curated record.
AUGUCUUACAAUCAAAACUAUUCUUAUUUUCGACCUAAUUUUACAUUCCACCCUAAUGUUCCACCACCAACUUUUGUUCGUCCACCAUAUUACAUACCUUCAGCUCCUGCCCCACAACAAAAUGAUCAAGAUUUUGUUAAAAGUUUUGAAAAAAAAGCACCUGGAAAGGCAGUGAAACAGAAACCAGACAUAUCAAUAUUUCAUAUGCGUGAAAAAUUGCGAAAUAUCUUGAUGAUGCUUGAAGAAAUUAAAGCUAAAGAGAAUUAUUUGUCUGAAAAUAUGGCUACAAUGUCAGAUCAAGACUGGAAGAAGGCUAUUGAGUACACCGAAACUAAAAAGAAUGAAAUAAAAAAGUCUUUACCUAGCAUUAACAAUUCGCACUUAGAUAUAUUAAGGAAGCUUAUAGCGAAAAGGUCAGCUAAGAGAUUGCGUUUGAAAAGAGUUCGCUUGGAGCAGAAGAGGGAAAAAGAAGAUUUGAUAAAGAAAUCAGAGGAAAAAUCUAGGAAGAUUGAUGAGAAUCUGCAAAAGAUAAAAGAUGACAUCAAUAAGAUAAAACAGGAAGAAGAAGCUAAGCUUCAAGCAGACAUGGUGCUGAAAGAGGUUCUACGCAAGAAGACUGAUGCCAAGAAGUGUGUAGUGAAGUUAGACGCCCUGCUCAAACUACGGAAAGCGCGGGAAAAUACCGCUAGAGGGCGCGGCGAAGCUGUGUCGGGGCGGGAGGCUACUGUGUUUAGCAAUAAUAUUGAAAAACUAAAAGCAGUCUGGUCCCAAAGACUAUCCGCAUACGAGGCAGAGGAAGCUGAACUACGGGACAAGUUGAAACAAGAUUUGAGCGAGCCACCCACCCUGGCUGGCCAACAAGAGGAACAACUGUUGGAGAACUUGGGGAAAUGGCGGGAGAUCCUGUUUGGGAAUGACAUCUUGCCGCAAGUGGAUUUCAAAGGGAACAUUGCUGAUUUCGUGGCGGUUAGAUCAAAAUGGGACCGGUUUGUGAGCGCAGAUGGAUCGCCUCUGCCCGUUGGCUGGGUCCUCCCGUCCAAGAAAACUUAGUUAUUUUCUCUCAAAAGUAAAUUUUUUUUAUUGUACUAAUUAAAGUUCACAUUUUUAAAAACAUGUGUGAGUAGGUGCAGUAUGACUACACUCUGACUUUGUAUAAUGUUAUAAAAAAUCAAAAUUUAUUUGAUAUUAUAAAAAUAGUUUUUUCAAGUAUGUAAAAUUUUGGAUGUUUUGUAUUGAAAUUAUAUGUUGGUUUGCUUUGUACACGAUUGAAUGCAUUUACAGUGCUUGCAAAUAUAAGUUUCUUUUGUAUAAAAAUUCUUUUAAUUUAUAUUCUUCAUCCUAGAUAGAUAGAAGUAGUUUCAGACCUAAUUGGAUUUUUGUAAGAUAUGUACGUAAUGGGUAUAGAAAUCCAAACUAAUAAUAUAAAUCUAUAAAUAAUCAUUCUUUAAUGUUUUACAAAUUUUAAUAUACCUAGUAUCAUUAAAAACAAAUUAAAAUAAACUAAAUACAUUGACCUCAAAAAACCUUUUUUGAAUUUGAUUACUCUUCACAAGUUAUUUAUUUUGAACCAAUCUUCUUGAAAUGUUGCGUAUAUGUAUACAUACAUUAGCUCCAUCAAUUGAUGUAGGCUAGGCAGGUACAAGUACCAACCCACUAAUCACCUAGGAACGUUGCAUUAGUGCAAUUUUUAUUUAUUUUCAGCCUUUUAAUGUUAUAUUUUAAGUCGGUUUAAAAAAUUUUUAUAAUUAAAUCUGUAACUUGUAGAAAUAAAAUAAAAAAGGAGGGUAGUUAAUGAAAACAACUUUAGUCGGCAUUCAAGUCUUUUAUUUGUCACAAUGUCCAAUCGUCUGGAUAUCAGUAGAAAUUACAUGUAAAAACACAUCGACACGCCUCGCUUAGCUUUAAGUAGACUUUGAACGCCACGAGUAAUGCUAAAACUGUAUACCUACGAAUAUAUUCGAUAAAAAUUAUCAUUUCUUUUAAAAACAAUUUCUCGGUUGAAUUAUGUACUGUCUGGUUCCCGGUCCACUUCAUCUGUGUCGUAAUAAGCGACUAAGGGAAUAAGCACAUUCAUCCAGUGCGAGCUUCCAGCUGGUGUGCUUGCGAAAAAAAAAUUGUAUUCCGCCAUACUACAUAGGCUCUGUCCAUCCUGUAAGAGAUAUAGACGUGAUCUGAUGUAUGUUACUCGUGGCGUUCAAAACGUAUAAUCGAUUACAAUUAGACUAAUUUAAUGGAUCCCAGCUAUAGAUAAGAUUCGUAUCACUAAACGUAAGGCUCGUGGUAACAUGGCCCAAGUUUAUUUAGUUAAUUGCAACGUUCCCAAAUUAAUUUCGUUAUAAACAUAAAUAUGAAUUCUUCGGAAUAACAAAGCAAAAUAAUACACAAUUAAAAAGAAAACACUGCUCAACAUACAAAAAAUUAUAUCGUGAAAUAAAACGAUCGAUGGGCAUAAGACAAUAAAUGAAUAACCACAAAAUUAUGAAAACAUAAAAAAAUAAAAAAUAUAAAUCUACCCGCGCUAGGAAUCAAACCCGCCAAAAUUACAAUUGACACAAAAGGAAAUAUUCGCAUCCAUAUUAAAAAACACAAAAUUGUGAACAACCAAAGGUCAUGUUACCAAGAUUCACUAAGUUGAAGCGAGAGAGCCUAUUACGUCGGCUAUCUCGCUCACGCCAAACGAUAUGAGGUAAUACGGCAUUGUUACACAAACGAAGUCGCGGGUCUUUAGGAGUGUACUGCAGACAAGACCCUAAACUAUAAAAAUAGCGUGAGAAAUAUAAUAUUUAUUGUUGACACAUUUUGGUGGGCGGAAUGUGUUCCAGUCUCAC